AUGGCUUAUUUAUUAGCAAUUCUAGCAUUUUUGGGCGCUUUUUGUGUACCGUUAUUCGGUGAAAUGGCGCAUUGGGAACCAUUGAAUAUUGGAAUUAUCAGGCAGAAAGAAAUGCUUCACUUAUCAUCAACAGUAUUGGAUGGUUUACGAACAGCUAUUGUUCAAAUGCAAUCACUCAUAAAUAUAUGGUAUCUACCAGAAAACGAUAAAUUAAGCGCUAAAAGUUUACAAUUAUGCAUUCCGCAUUGGCAUUCACCAAUUGGAGAAUGUUACAUGGAGACAGUACAUGGCUUGAAAAAAUUAAAUCCGCUUGAUAUUACAAAAGAUGUCAACUUAAAAUUCUAUGAUAUCAACUUUCUACUUUUCCUACAGGUAGAUGUAAAGAAAUGCAAUGGUGAUGAUGGUUUGCUUGCUGCAGCUGCACCUUGCACUCUUAUCGAUAAUAAUCGUCCAACAGCUGCUCAAUUAAUAUUAUGUCCAUUCAAUCGUCGAUGGAAUUCUUUUCGAGCUAUUAUUGACUUAUUUCGUCAUGAAAUAAUGCAUGCAUUGGGUUUUGGUUUAAUAAUACCUAGAGAAAAUUUUUCCGCUACACCAACAACACGAAAAUUUUUUUGGACUGAUGAAUCGUCCAGUCAGCGUGUAACAGCAACUUAUAUGGAUUUUCAGGAUAAUGCCGUGAUUGAAGCACGAAAACAUUUCGGCUGUCACAGUCUGCAUGGAAUUGAAGCAGAUGGUAUGGAUAAAAUACAUCUCAGCGAAUAUAUUUAUGGUGUAAGAUUUUUGGCUAUUAUUAGCUGA
Molecule: messenger RNA, 798 nt
Organism: Acanthocheilonema viteae
Lineage: Eukaryota; Metazoa; Nematoda; Chromadorea; Rhabditida; Onchocercidae
Source: the annotation of a GenBank genome assembly